UCUCUCUCUCUUUCCUGCUCCCUCGCUCUCCUUUCUUUCUGCCUUUGUCGCUCGUCCUUUCCCAUGUUUUCUUCCCUUAAGUCUUCCCCAUAACACCAUUUUGUCCACAGCCCCUGGGCUCGGUAAGUAGUAAACUUUUCCUCAUGUCUCAGUGUUCUUGUUUUUUUUUUGGUAUUGGAAAUCUGUUUUUUUUUUUUUCAUUGCUGUUGAGAAUAAGCAAAUGUUUCUGAAUGAGGAGCAAACUAUUUUACUCAGUAUUCUUACAGUUCAGUCUAGAACUGUGAGUCUAAUCUGUCGACUCACAUUUUCACACGCUAGCCUUGACACUAAGCUACCCAAACUGUGUGAGCAUUAUACUUGUGUUCUGUGUGCAUAUAAUUAGUAUUUGUGGCAUGGAUGUUAAGUUGCACUUGUGAGCAAACACUGAGCAGUGUGAUCACUGAGUCCGCUUUAGCCAGGUUGCCAUAGCUGAUCACGGAGCCAAUUUUAGCCAGAUUGUCAUAGCUGACGACUGAGUUUGCUUUAGCCAGAUUGUCAUGGCUGAUGACUGAGUUUGCUUUAGCCAGAUUGUCAUGGCUGAUGACUGAGUUUGCUUUAGCCAGAUUGUCAUAGCUGAUGACUGAGUUUGCUUUAGCCAGAUUGUCGUAGCUGAUGAUCAGUUUUAGCCAGUCCGCCAAGCGUUUCUCUACUGUGGCCCUUCUCAGCCCAUCUUCUGUGAGCUCAGCCUGUUAUCAGCUGUGGUUAAGUAUUGCGCGGUCACAUGACCAAACUGGGGUCAGCACCGCUGCCUAAUUAAUGCUACUUGUGCCCUUAGGGCCUGUCCACCGUCUUUCACGGCCAGUCAGAUCGAGCAAGUUCACGCACCCCUCAUUUUUUAUAAUUGAUUAUGAACACAUUUACGUGUGAUACAUCUUUGAAAGAGAACUUUGCUUCUGGUGUGGGCAGUCACUCUUCGAGGUGCAAUUUUAAAACGAACACAAGGAGCUUAAUUCAUAUUUAUAUUUAUGAAAAUGAGUCCCCUGGUGUGGUUGGAGAUAGUGGUGACUACGGUUAAUGAUCGUUGUUUUGCUCAUUCCCUCCAAGUAUUUUGCAGCAAGUGGCUGCCGAGCAGCUGGUAGAUUUACUUGGGUGGUUAUCUCGACUAUUCAUAUUUAACCCCCUGUAGUGCGCGUUGGAAAGUAUAAUCACCUUCAGAGACGAUGGUAUCUGGGGUUAUGUGCCAUGGCUUCUGGAGGCAGAAACUGGAUCCUCCGGCUCCGUUCUCAAAGUUUUGAUUCUCCUUGCCGCUUUUUCCCCGGGGAGUCAUGACCGGGGUUUAUUAUUAGCAUGUGUCUCAGCUCUCACCCUCUUUCCCUUCGCCCUCCUCAUAUCGCUCCCUCCCUCUCCCUGCUCUCCACCCUCUCUGUCCUUUCCCCGUUCUUUCUCUUGCUCUCUCUGUCUACCUCCUAAUCACCACUUUCCUGCUCUUUCCGCUGUCUCCUUUUCUUCUCUCCCCCUCUCUUAACCUCCCCCUCCCCGCUAUCUCACUUUCUCCUCUGUUAGCGUUUGUAUCUUCCUGCUUUCUGUGCUUUUCUCUCCCUCUCUCUUCCCCCCCCCCCCCCCCCCCCCCCUUUCCUGUCCCUCCCCGUGCGCAAGAGCGAUGGGCAAAACCGAGCUGUAUUCGGUGUAUAAGACCUGCGUCGGCUGUGUCUGCCUGUGCCUGUCUGUGAGUACCGGUCUCCUCCCCCCCCCUCCCUCCCCUUUCCCCCCCGCUCCGCCGCUGUGUGUUCCUGCUCUAGCUCUGCUAAGAGUGAACCCUCCCGCUGGCCUUCCUGUCGCCUCCCCGUCUCCUCGGCUCUGCAUGCAGCCUAACUAACCCCCCCGCUCUGCCUCCGCAUGCUCUCUGUGUACGCUCUCCGCUCCGGUCCAGUCCGAGCCUCCUGCCUCUCAGCUCCUCAGGCACCGAUAUUAAUAACAGAGCCUUGUGGAUAUAAAUAGGCUGGAGAGAGCUCCUCUGCAUUUCCCUUUUAGCCCUUAGCCUUAGUGUGCAUUUCAAUUAGGGUAAGAGCUCUUAUGGUGACUGUGGUGUAGCUCUGGCUAAAUCGAGCAGAACUCAGCUACAGUGCGAGGAAUAGCAGGGUAGGGCUGUAAUGUGGAUAUUUGUGCAACUGUGUGAUCGUGUGUGUGUGUGUGCUAAUGUCAUUGUGAAUCAGGCUCACUCCAGCUACAGACCUGUGCCCUGUUGGGCACUGUCUGUGUGCGUGUGUGUGUGUUUGUGUUUUAUCACACACAACUCUGUUGGCUCCAGAACAAUGGAGUGAGGGAUGGGGUGCAAAUGCUGCUGAUUUUGUUCUCAAAGUACUUCCAACUGUUUGAAUUAUGUUUGAAUAUCACUUUUGCUUUCAAAUAAUCCCCCCCCCCCUUUUCUAUCUAAUUAUUUCUGAAAUGUUUGUGCAUCCAUUCUGCAUUUUCUGACUCAUUGUUUUUUCUGUAGCGGUUAUGAAAAAAAGAAAAUGUUGCAUUUUUAUUGCUCUAAUCUCAUUUAAUAAUUUUAUGCAUUCAUGGAUGUCUCUGUAGACUUUCGUUUUUGUUUGGUAGGAGCAGCAGAUAAAACGGUAGAGAGAGAGAAAGGUGGGAGACAGACGGAAAGCAGUGGGAGGAAUGUGAUCUUUGACUUGUUCCCUUGCACUAUAUCCUUAUCGUUGUGUAUCCCUCACGCGGUGUGGUGUCAAAUGACUCGCCCUAUGACCGCCCAUUCUACCUACAACUACACCGCCUCCUCCCGCUGUCGCCGUGGCAAUGGCUGGCCCUCUCCCCGCGCCCCCCCCCCCCUCCCCGGCUGUGUCGUCCUCGAACCCUGGCGGGCCGCAGCGGACCAACAGCCGGACGCGGGCGUUGAGUGUGAGGGACGACGAAGAGGGGCACCUGGUGUAUCGGAGUGGGGACGUCCUGCAAGAGAGAUAUGAGGUUGUGAACACGUUGGGGGAAGGCACCUUUGGGAGGGUAGCGCAGUGCGUGGACCACCGCAGGGGUGGAUCCCGUGUGGCCCUCAAGAUCAUUAAGAAUGUGGAGAAAUACAAGGAAGCAGCACGACUGGAGAUCAAUGUUCUGGAGAGGAUCAAUGAGAAAGACCCAGAGAACAAACAUCUGUGUGUGAAGAUGUACGACUGGUUCGACUACCACGGACACAUGUGCAUCUCCUUCGAGCUGCUGGCGCUCAGCACCUUCGACUUCCUCAAGGAGAACAACUACCAGCCCUACUCCGUCGGCCAGGUCCGCCACAUGGCCUACCAGAUCUGCCAGGCGGUCAAGUUUCUCCAUGACAACAAGCUGACGCACACCGACUUGAAGCCAGAGAACAUCCUGUUUGUCAACUCCGACUUCACCAUGACCUACAAUGUGGAGAAGAAGCGGGAGGAGAGGACGAUUACGAGCACGCUGGUGCGGCUGGUGGAUUUCGGCAGCGCCACUUUCGACCACGAGCACCACAGCACCAUCGUGUCCACGCGCCACUACCGCGCCCCCGAGGUCAUAUUGGAGCUGGGCUGGAGCCAGCCGUGUGACGUGUGGAGCAUCGGCUGCAUCCUGUUUGAGUACUACCUGGGCUUCACCCUGUUUCAGACGCAUGACAACAAAGAGCACCUGGCCAUGAUGGAGAGAAUACAGGGACCCAUCCCCUCCAGAAUGAUCCGGAAGACGAGGAAGCAGAAGUAUUUCUACCGCGGGCGUCUGGACUGGGACCAGAGCUCCUCCGCCGGGCGAUACGUCAGAGACAACUGCAAACCGCUGAGGCGGUACCUGCUGUCUGAGGCUGAGGAGCACCACCAGCUCUUUGACCUGAUCGAGAGCAUGCUGGAGUACGAGCCCUCCAAACGCGUCACUCCCGCCGCCGCCCAGCGCCACCCCUUCUUCUGCCCCCUGCGCGAGGGGGGCGGCGGGGGCGACCCCGGGGGCAGCAAGAGCUGGGAGGGCAACCGGGACAUCAGCCGGUGACCGGGGGAAACGGGGGAGCGCCAGGGAGGUCUCCCCCCGACCCAAGGAUUCGGCUGAAGAGCGCCCCGCUGCUCUGUUCUCCUGCCUGUUCUCACCUCCCCCCUGACUGGCCUCGCUCUCUCUCCCAGCCUCCCUCCUGCCUAUCCGCACAGCACGUGCAGACAGGAAGAGGCGGGGCGCAGGCACGGGGGGUGUGGCCACCAUAUCAGACUUUGGGCUCAUUGGAGGGAGACUACUGGAGAGCAGUGACGUGACAGCGACACCAGCCAAUCCACGUUAAACAGACUUGACCUUCGUGGGUGUUGGAAGGGGUGAAAGCGUCAGAGGGAGUGUUUUGAGAAGACCACCUAAAAUCUGUCUGCUUCCAUCGUCUGCCUGGUAAAGGGUGGGGGAAGGGCUCAAACUGAACUCUCACUGCUGAUUGGACGAGAGGGACUGGGAGAAGAAGAGGGGUCUCCGUAGGCACGCAGGUGACUGGCUGCGACUUUUAGACUUUUUGUGACGCAUACGUAAGCCGUUGGCUGAUCCCUGAUUGGAGAGGGCAGGUCUGGUGACGUCGCCAGGCGACGGUUGCUCAGCACGCCUGCCAUCUGGCCUGACUGAGUGGCGGUGCGGCUCCACGCAUCACUGGCACGCUCGCUCCCGCGCCGGCGGCCCGUGGGCCUGACUGACUGACCGCCUGCUCCUCUCUGACACGGCACCAGGGUGUUCAUCAAAACCGUGACUGGUGCUCCUUGUUGCGGAGUGGUUAGACGCGGCAUUGGUAACUUUUACAUGGUUUUUCAUAGCUCUGUUGGCGGGAAGUGUCAGUUCGUUCACACACACACACACGCGCACGCACACACACUCACGUGCGUACUAUACACUUUCCUUGUGUAGAAUGUACGUGAUUGCAAAGAAUACUGCCUGUCUGACAUUAAUUGAAGCACAAUCUUACCUGCUGCAGAUAUUCUCUGUCACAGACACGCAGCCUACACGUUUACAGUAUUUAUUGGGAAGCCACAGCGGAGCGUCUGUUUUUUUUGUAUGAAAUGAACUUUUGUAUAGACUGUAUAUAUGUACAAUUCUAUAAUAAACACAAGCUACUAUUCUGG
Messenger RNA from Anguilla anguilla (European eel), 5066 nucleotides. Its product is annotated as dual specificity protein kinase CLK2-like. The transcript has 11 exons. The record is from RefSeq and is a predicted model, not a curated record. Lineage: Eukaryota; Metazoa; Chordata; Actinopteri; Anguilliformes; Anguillidae. Gene Ontology annotation, cellular component: nucleus. Gene Ontology annotation, molecular function: ATP binding; protein tyrosine kinase activity. Bases 2779 to 3972 code for a protein of 397 amino acids. Gene Ontology annotation, biological process: regulation of RNA splicing; protein phosphorylation.